Molecule: messenger RNA, 860 nt
Organism: Pyrenophora tritici-repentis Pt-1C-BFP
Lineage: Eukaryota; Fungi; Ascomycota; Dothideomycetes; Pleosporales; Pleosporaceae
Source: RefSeq, a predicted model, not a curated record
GUUCGUUCACCCUGACGCUUUCCUGUUUCGUGAUUUGAGCCAAGUCCGCGUCUUGCCUGUCUGCAAUAUAUACUAUCGUUUAUGUGUUGCUGAUCAUUCAUUUUACUUUUGUUUCGGGUAACUAUAGUUAAUAGUUAUUAUUAUUAUCUUUUUUGGUCAACUAUACCUACCGAUCCACGUAAACGUUCCUCAUCGCUAGCUAUACGUGUGUUGCCGCCCCAAAAGAUCUAGAGGAAGGAAAGAACCACACAACCCGAAGAAAAGAUAUGUCAAAGUUUCUUCUCGCGCUGCUCGGCAUGGUAGCCGUUGCGCUCGCACAAGAUUCCCCAUCAAGCACCUUUGUCGAAACUAACACUGAGCCCUACUAUGGCCCCAACGGUCUCGUCUACCCCACGCUCAGCGCCGCGGCUACUUCAUCUGCUUCUUUCGCUUCCAACCAGACUACUACGAUUGUUCUGAGCCCAACCACUUCUGCGGCUGUCUAUCCGUCUGGCCAGCUGGCAAACGCUACACUGUCGACGUCGAGCAAGGCGCGGAACUCGACGAUAACGCAUGCUACGACCUCGCAUACGGCUACUCAGUCAUCCACGUCCACUAGUGCGUCCCGUACGUCGAGUUCUAUAGUUCGUGGGACUACGGCUAGUACGACUGCUCCGGCGGGGACUGGCGCCGCUGCAGCAAACUUUCCUGAGGCAGUGGGGGUCAUAAUUGGCGGCCUCGUGGCCGGAUGGGCGAUCUUGUAGGAAGCUUUGAAGGGCGGUCAUUUUCUUCAUUAGCGUGGGAGAUGACCGCAGGACAAAAUGUUUAGCAUGCGCACAACGCCGAUAGAAAUAAUGAAAACGAGUGCCGUGGUAGGGACA